This is a messenger RNA of Penicillium manginii, 567 nucleotides long. RefSeq lists its product as uncharacterized. Lineage: Eukaryota; Fungi; Ascomycota; Eurotiomycetes; Eurotiales; Aspergillaceae. The record is from RefSeq and is a predicted model, not a curated record. The transcript has a single exon. The coding region runs from base 1 to 567 and encodes 188 amino acids.
AUGAUUCUCCAAACUCUACAGCGUCAUCUUGAGCUUUCCGCCUUCCAAUUUGUUCAAAAAUGGCUUCUUCCACAAUCUUCGGCUGUUGGCUGGACAUGCCCUGAGGCGCUGGAGCUGCACAAGUUCUUCACAUUCUUAGCUAGAAACCGAUCGAAGAUCUCGUCCGAGCAAUGUCAUGAAAAUAUCACCACUGUUCAGAACUUGCGCCAUUCGAUCGCCGGCAUUCGCCACGCCGCUGUUAAUCGCUUGGCCCAAGACAGAGAUAUUCUGCUUGAGAUGGUUUAUUCCGCUAUCGAAUUCUGCCUUUGCAUCAGCAAAAGUCCUGGCGCAGAGAAGCUCUGUGGUCUCCUCCGAUUCCUACAGAAAACCCUUCCCAAGCCAAGCAUAAAGCAAAGGCAGCCACAGCAAACUACUCCGUUUCAAACUUCUUUGCCUAAAUCACCUCUCCGUGAACCACCGAACCACCGAUUGAUUACACUUCCGGACGUGAUCGGAAGACUCGUGAAAUGUAUCGAGAAGGACCUGAUUUCGGAGGUGGAACAAUUCUUGCAGAUUGAGUUCUCGUGA